Myxocyprinus asiaticus (Chinese sucker) is the source of this 6326-nucleotide messenger RNA. RefSeq names its product coiled-coil domain-containing protein 177-like. Lineage: Eukaryota; Metazoa; Chordata; Actinopteri; Cypriniformes; Catostomidae. The transcript has 3 exons. The record is from RefSeq and is a predicted model, not a curated record. The coding region runs from base 485 to 3004 and encodes 839 amino acids.
CUAGCCUACGUAAAUUUGUCAGUAAAAUUUUUCACUACACAAAUAAAAUAAAUAAAUAAACAAAAAACAACGCCGUCCUUGCGCUUAUCCAUCAUCAUCCCUUAUGAAAAUAUAGAAUUGCCCCACAUUCUCCGUUCUCGCCGUGGGCAAUACAGUCAUAACAGGGCACAAAGGGCUGAAUAUGUGCGGUAUAUUUUAGAGCGCGGUGCUGUGACACGGAGGCGGAGAGCGGAUGCUUGACGGCCGGGGUUGCGAGUGUCAUACAGCAGGUGGAGACUGACUACUGAAGGAAAUAUAACCGAACCACAGACGCGAACCGACCACAGAAUCUAAAAGCACAUUUGAUGAGGAAAAGAGGAAAUAUCAGAUACCCGAUCCGCUCUAAAUGCGUGAGACGUGAUAGUGGGUCCAAGAGAAAUAUAUUUGAUAUUUAUCAACGUUUGUGAUACUUGCGACACACAUCCUCAAUGUUUCUAAGCAAACCAUGGUGGACCCAUUGGAACCUGACAACCAGAGUAAAUUCACUGAGCUGCAGUUUGAAACCCCUUCUGCAGCCUCUGAAGCACCAUGUCUACCUGAAUCAGUUGAUGAUAGAGAUAAAGAUAUUGGUGUACAUUCUAGUCUGCAGACAGAACCCAGUCCUGAAGCUGUACUGAGCUCUGAAGAACCAUGCCAGCCACAAAACAACCAGAAUAGUCAACCAGAAGAGCAUAAACUGCAUUUGGAUCUUUUCAAUUUUGACUCGCCUGCUGCAGAAGGCAGCCGGUAUGUGCUGACAAGCCCUCGCUCACUUGAGGCAUGUGCACGCUGUGGGGUGAAACCUGUGGAACUUCUGCCACGACCACUGUCUGAUUUUGCCCGUGAGGCACCCGGUCGCAGCAUGCGUGUUGCUACUGGAAUGUUUGAAAUAUGCGAGAGGGAUAGACAUGCUAAACUCCGACAAUGCAGAGAGGAGAGAGAGCGGAUUAUAAGAGAGGAAAAAAGACGGAUUCUGCAGGCAGCUCUCAACAACAGUAGUAGUACGCUGGCUUCAGAGAAGUCACAGGAUGCUGUAAAUGCUGGAUUGUCUCAGCAAACCAAUCACAGUUUAACUACUUCUGGCCCAGCUCCUAAAACGUCACCUGCUUGCUGUGGUGUACUGAAAAAACAAUUCACAUCAAUGGACCCUAAAAAUACAACACCAGGAUCAGGACAGCUUACUAAAGUGUCAACAUCCAGCUCUCCUCCUGUCUCAAAAAACAGUCCAGUAAACUCUGCUCACACUGCUAAAGGAACUUCUGCAAAAAAGACCAAGUCUUCUCGUGAAGCAGAACCUGAGGGAAAACCUCCAUGGACAAAGCCUUCAGUAAUCCAACGGUCAAUCCAGUCAGCUCCAGCAGGCCAGGGUCCAAAGAAAACCUCCAGUACUCCCACAAAAUCUGCAAAUACUUUUCCCAGAUCAAUACCAAAACUCUCUUCUUUUCCAAGGACACCAACUUCACUUGCUCCAAUAGUGUCAAAAUCUGCUGUCCAAAGUCCUGCCAAUGGCAUCACUGCUCCAUUUGCACAGCAAAAUGGACACACCAAAUCAAAGGUUAGAUGCAGAAGUCACUCGCUGGAGUCUUUGCAAAGAAGGCGUGAAACGAUAUGCACCUCUACUGCUUCAACAACUACCACCACAACUACCACAUGUACCUCCUCAGAAUCUGCUUCCUCAUCCUAUAGCUGGGAUGGUAGAGAUCAUUGGGCUAAGACAUCAAGCCCUCGUGCUCGCACUUUAGCUACCUUUAACUCCCUGAUGGGUCGUAGUUUGAGCUUGGGAGACCUUAGCCACUCUCCACAGACAACGCAGAAAGUGGAACGCAUUGUAAAGGAGGUGAAACGUCGUGGACUUAAAGCUGUUCCAGAACGUGACCGAAAGAUUGCUGCAUUAAUGCUAGCCAGAUAUCAAGAGGAGGACAUAAUGAGUCAAACUCGCUAUGUAGCACACUUACAAUGGGACAGUGAGCGGAGACUAGAAGAACUGCGACGAGAGCGCGAAGAGCGGGAGAAACAGAGGGCUGUGCAGCAGUGUCAGCGUGCAUGGCAGUCACAAGUUUCCACCCGGCAGCGCUGGCUUAGCCAGCAGGAGCGAGAGGCUGCACAAGCAAAGCUUCGCCAGGUGGCAGAAAGUGAGGAGCGUUGGCGGGAGCUGGCUGAGCAACAAGAGCGCAGCAGGUUGCAGAAGCUGCAACAGGCUGCUCGCGAGGAGAAACACAAGAAGGCACUACAGGAACAGAAUCUUAAAGCUCUGGAGGAGGAACGAGCUUCCAUGGUUGAGCAGGAGAAACUGCUCCUCAAGGAGAAACUGACCAUCGCUGAGCUGAAGCGACAAGAGCGAGAACAUCAAAUUCAAGAAGAACGUCGUGGACUCAACCGUGCAGAGAAAAGGCGGCAUGCAGCUCUUAUCCAAGAGAUCGCGCGACGUGAGGCAGAUGAACGUGAAGAAGCACGUAGAACAGCAGAGGAAAAACUAAGUAAGUCCUUGGAAAACUACGAGCAGAUACAGGAACGACGUGGGCAAGAGUUAAAGGAAAAAGCUAAGCGAGAAGAGAAGCAGAUCCAGAGAGCAAGACGGGCUGCUGAGAAACGUGAGCAACAACAAAAGGAACAGAUGGAGGCAUGGGCAAGGGAAGCCGAAAAACGAGCACAACAAGCUGCGCAAGUGGCUGAAGAGCGGGCGUGGGAGAAGGCUCAACGUGCGGUGCAGAGCAGGCAGGAAAAGGAAAGGCUUCAAAGGCUUAACCGUCAGCGUGUGGAGGAGGAGGAGAAACAGCGCCGCCUAGAAUUACUGCAGUCUAUUGAGCGCAAACUAGAAAAAAGCGAACAGAUUUUCAGAGAAAAGCGUGCAGUGUUGGAAAGCGCCAGAUCAGUGGCACGUGCUUCUUUCCACGUGCGGGAUCGUGUUCGCGAAGAGACAAAUAUGCGCACCUUUGACAAAAUGGCCCUGGAGGCUCAGUUAAAAGCAAAUUUAGUUGAGAAGUGAGCUCUUCAAUGUUUAACUUGUUUACCCUUUCCAUGCACAUCUGUCUAGAAAUACGCUGUGCUUGAGCUAACAUGCUAGCCUCAUCACCAAACCACGGCAACAGUACUGCUGAUUGUGCCCUCAAGUGUCAUAUCUUCAUAUUUUUAUCCCUUUAUUCCUGAUGCUGGAUCAUUUUCAUCAUGUCAUGUGGAGAAAUAUUUUCCUGAUUUUUUUUUUUUUUUUUAAAUGGUAAUCUCAGAACUGUGUGCUUAUGUGUGAAUGAUCAUAUGUAAGGGCAUGCUUGUCUUUUUUUCAGAACUUGGCAGACGUGUUGCAUUGGGAACUGUAUAUAAAGAGUUAAUUGUUUACAUUGUUUAAGAUUGGCUUUAUUUCCUAGAUGAAGAAGAAAAGCAUCCAGAAUUCCUUUAUAAGAGUGAGAGGAGACUCUUGUUUUAGGAAUAUAGGUUGUAAGAUGGUGAGCCAUGACUUUGUGUGAAAACCAAACUCCAGUGAAAUGCUGACCGUGCAUUACUGCCGACAGUAGGUACGUGAUCUCAGCACAGUGUAGCUGCUGAUGAAGCACUGGAGUCUUCGGUCAGCAACAGAACCAUCAGUUCUCAAAUCUACACUGACAUCCACACUCAUUCAGGUGUGUUCGAUUUUCUUUUCUUGUUUUAAAUAAACUUCAUUUUGGGCAUGCUACUUACCAUUUGAAUAUUAGCUUACUAUGUCUGAAUACUGCGAGUAUGUACUCUAUAAAAUUACAAGUGAAACAGUAGGCAUUAUGCAAUGAUAAAGAUUCAAGCAGUAAUCUGUUACAUUGUUACAUGACCUCAGCUUGUUGCAUGUGAGUGGAGUCUAGUUAUCACUUUGGAAAUAGGUUUGGAUUGUUUUUAACAUUGUUUUAUCCAUUUUGUGUAGAAAUGUCUUAUUUUUUGGCAGUUCGAUCAGAUAAUGAGCCAAGAUCGCAGUAGACAGCAAAUAUAGCAAGUAUAAAUAUUGCUUCUGUACUUGCGGUUCAGAUGUCACAGUGGAAAUGGAAGGUCAAGUCGAGUGUGUAGCAUUGUGGUGUGAAGUAUUAAUGUAUCUUAUCUGCCCUGUUUUAACAGUUAAGUUGGCAUAGUCAAGGUUUUGAAGAGGGCAUGGUGAAGUAGAGGAGUCAGGCUAGCUGUGUUCUGCUCUCAUGUUUCUAAAAGUGCCAUGUCAUCCCUGUACAUAUCCAGAGGACAAGAUUCGAAGGGAGCAUCAAUUUCUGUGUGAAAAGCAUUGCAGUUGGCAUUUCUGGGCACACCUCACAGUAAAUUCCUAUGAUAACCUAACCCAUAGUGAUGCUUGUCACACCAGCCAUAUGUCACAGAUUUUUUUGUUUUGUUUUUUUUUUACUGUACAGCAGUCUAGAAUCUGAUCAAAAACUGUAUUUUAUGGGUAUCAAAUUUUACAAUACCUUUAUGUAUGGGCUCUUUGGAAAAUUAUUGCACAUUUCUUGAACAUUUCGAUCUUCAAGAGAGAUUAGCUUUAAAACAUUUGAUUAUAUGUCCUCAUACAGCAGCCUGAUGAUUAUUUUUUUUUAUUUAAUAAAAGAGUGUUAUGCUUCUAUGAACUAAUUGACUCUGGUUUGUCUCUUCUGAUGCAGGUUUGGGAGUGGAGAAGAUGGUGUUGACACCCGUGGACUAAUUCAGUUAAAUAUGCCCUAAGAGACUGCAAAAGACAUAUCAAUUGAUCACAGGCUCCUUAUUACUUUCUGGCAGUGACUCAGCUAAGCAUGAUGUAAUUGGAAAGUUUAAUAAACACUGAAGCCAUGUUACUUACAGGAUAUCCAAGAUCACACAUCAACACUGCUUUUAACAACAUCAAAUCCCAAAGAAACCAUUUCAUUUGUGUACACUUUAUGCAUUGCAGGUUAAAUUUGAGGGGCUUUUUAAAUGAAAGAAAAUAGUGGUGCUGCUAAAUAUUAAACAGCUAAUUGACAAUUCCUUAUUAGUGUGAAGGUUUCAUAGCUAGUAAUCUCGAUGCUCUUAAUGUAGACAGUAAGUUCAUGCAUGAAUCAAAAAAGCAAGUGUAAACUACAGGUAUACAUUUUGAUUUCAUUACAGAUUUUAUAUUAAUGCAAUCAAUAUUUAAGUUAGCUGUAAAUUUUGCUAGCAAUCUCAUAAUCUACAAUGAUUGUAGCAUUAAAAAUAUCUAUCUUAUCAAAGUAUUAUAUAUUUUGGCUCAGCACUACUAAUUGUUACUUAGAGUGAUUUAUUGUUUCUUUUUUCUUUUUUUUAAGCAGAAAAAACUUUACCAAAUCACAUCCUACUGCAAAAACAAACAAACAAAAAAAGUGGUUAAUUAAAAGGGACAUGCAGGGUGACAUUUUACUUGAGAACCAACUGUUUUUUUUUUUUUGUUGUUUUUUUUAAUGGCAUAUUUUAUUAAAAGGAGAAAUAAAUUCCAACCUUGUUUCAUAAGUUAUGUAUUUUGGACCUUUUUUUUUUUUUUUUUUAUAAAUAAAUAAAUACAUUUACUUGGAAGGGUGUAUGUACCUGUAGUAUAGAGGACUGACAGGAUUAGGUUUCAGGAUAACUUUUAACAUAAAUAGCAUGAUUUAAAUAUAGGUGAUGUGUGAUUUUUUUUUUUUUUCAUGUGUAAUACUUAAUAAAAUAAUAUUAUUCUUUACGCCUUACAAUAAAUUACUUUCUCCUGUCCCAGUUUAAUAUGCAGAAACAAAUAUGAGUAAGCCAUUAGUAGGCUGAUUACUCAAUUCAGAUUAUAAAAUUAUAAUCACAUUUCACAUUUUGAAAUCAUUUUAUCUGAGCAUCCUGAUGAGCUCAACAGAGCUAUAUUGACUUUAACAGUAGGGUGACUUCGGAGAGGGACAACCAAGUGGCAGAUGGCAGAGUGUAUGGGAAACCUGUUUGAAAACAUUUUUGCAACUCCAUUAAGGAACGUUAGUUGCACAGAAAUUACAUUCUUCACCUAUAAUUUUAGAGCCCAAAUUACUCAGUGCAUUAAAUUUGUCUACAUUUCAUAUAUAUUUUAAUUUGUAGGUUGUGAAGGGUAUAUGGUUAUACAGUACCUGUUAGUUUUUAUUGUAUAAGAUUCAUGUUGUUUUCACUUAAGUGAUGUGAUUAAAAGCAUUUUAAAAUAUAUUUUGCAUAUCUUUGCUUGUCAAGUUAUAAUACUGUGUUAUUCUCCAGUGUUAUAAUGUACAACUGAAGGGGCCAAAUUACACAGCAAGAAUCCCCUUUCUGAAACUUGACUGUUGAACUUUCCCUAAACACUGACAUAAUUACAUGAGAGAAAUUGAGGAUGACAAAGCAACUCCCCCUCCCUCCUUGUUGGUCUGUCAGUCCAUCAGGCA